Molecule: messenger RNA, 2157 nt
Organism: Anopheles marshallii
Lineage: Eukaryota; Metazoa; Arthropoda; Insecta; Diptera; Culicidae
Product: peptide transporter family 1-like
Exons: 5
Coding region: 1-2157 (718 amino acids)
Biological process (GO): transmembrane transport; oligopeptide transport
Cellular component (GO): membrane
Molecular function (GO): dipeptide transmembrane transporter activity
Source: RefSeq, a predicted model, not a curated record
AUGGUUUCGACGCGCUUCGAAAUUAAUAGCACGCCGCCCGUGCGGUAUCCUCGCUCGAUAUUCUUCAUCAUCAGCAAUGAGUUCAGCGAACGAUUCAACUACUAUGGCAUGCGAACGGUUCUGGCACUCUACCUUACGCAACAGCUCGCCUACAGCAAGGACACUGCCACCGUGAUCUACCACAUCUUUACCAGCCUGGCGUACUUUUUCCCCCUGAUGGGAGCCAUCCUGGCGGACAGCUGGUUGGGCAAGUUCAAGACCAUCUUCUACCUUUCGAUCGUGUACUGUGCCGGAAGUACGCUGAUUGCUCUCGGUGCAAUUCCGCCGUUGAAUCUUCCUGCCACCUCGAUGACCGUGUUGGGGCUGCUGUUUAUAGCGGUCGGUUCCGGCGGUAUCAAGCCGUGCGUGUCAGCGUUCGGCGGCGAUCAGUUUAAGCUGCCGGAACAGGCGGCCCAGCUGGCCAAAUUCUUUUCGCUGUUCUAUUUUGCCAUCAAUGCGGGUUCCCUCAUAUCCACCACGCUGACACCGAUCUUGCGCGAAGAUGUGCACUGUUUCGGCGAAAACAGCUGCUUCCCGCUCGCAUUCGGCGUCCCCGCCGUACUCAUGAUCCUGUCGAUCGUGAUCUUCGUGUGUGGCCGGACGAUGUACACGAUCAAGAAACCUUCCGGCAAUAUGAUCGUGCUGGUGUUCAAGUGUAUCGGCAAUGCGCUGUCGGUACGGUCGAAGGAACGCGUGAACAACCCACGGGAACACUGGCUCGAUUAUGCCGAGUCCAAGUACGGCAAAGGGAUUGUGGCGGACAUUAAGUCGCUGCUGAAAAUUCUCAUCCUGUACAUCCCGCUGCCCGUGUUUUGGGCCCUGUUCGACCAGCAGGGGUCUCGCUGGACGUUCCAGGCGACGCGGAUGGACGGUGAAGUCGCCGGAUACACGAUCAAACCGGACCAGAUGCAGGUGAUCAAUCCGCUCCUGAUUCUGGCCUUCAUUCCCGUGUUUGAGAGUGUCGUCUAUCCGAUGUUGGCCAAGAUCGGUAUUCGGCGCCCGUUGCAGAAGCUUUCGUUCGGUGGACUGCUGGCCGGUGCUGCCUUCGUGCUGUCCGGCUUCGUGGAGAUUGCGCUCGACCGGACGAACGCGGUCGUACCGGCCGCGCACGAGUCGCAGCUGCGCAUCUUCAACGGGCUACCGUGCGACUACCGCUUCCACACCGAUAUACCCAACCUGACCGGCUUCAACGUACCCUCGCGGGGAGCAUUCGAGGCGCUGCACAUCGACGCACCGGACGGCAACACCACGUUCCAGUUCCGGGCGGAGACGAGUGAAAUCGGGUGCGUGCGGGAAAACAUGACCGAGUUCAGCGGUACCUUCUAUCUGAAUCCGGGCAACGCGGUCAGCUACUUCAUCAGCCGGAAAGGUGGCAAGAGCAGUCUGGUCGAGUACGCCGACUCGGCGGAGAAGGACCGUAACGGGCUGCCCCGGAUGCGGCUGCUGGCGAACGUGCGAACCACCAAGCACAUCUCGCUGCGGCACAACGGCAACACCGCCAUCGUGUACAACAUUUCGCUCAACCGGUACGACCAGAUGGCCGUCACGGAGGGCGAGUACGGUGUGUACGUGGGCGAGCGGCUGAUUGCCACCGUCAAGCUAAGCCCGGGCGGAGUGUACACGCUCAUCUUGGAUGAGUUUCUGGAGAACGAAUUCAACCUUCAAACACACAUCAUCACUCCGUCCAACUCGGUGCACAUGCUGUGGCUGGUACCGCAGUACGUCGUCAUCACCGCCGGCGAGGUAAUGUUUUCCAUUACCGGGCUCGAGUUUUCCUACUCGCAAGCACCGGAAAGCAUGAAAUCGGUCAUCCAGGCGUUCUGGUUGCUUACGGUCGCGAUCGGCAACAUGCUGGUGGUGUUUAUCGCCGAAGCCAAAUUUGUCCAGUCCCAAUCGCUCGAGUUUUUCCUCUUUGCCGCGCUGAUGUUCCUCGACAUGGGACUGUUCAUGCUGCUGGCCAUACGGUAUCGUUACGCGGACACCGGUGCGUCGCUCGAUUCGAUCGAGGUGGAUACGAACGGCAAGAAGCGGAACGAUGCGCUAGCGGUAAGCGAUACGCUUUCGGAGCGAAGCGCCAAAAGCACCACCUACGCCAACGAAGCGUUCCGGGAAGACUGA